Messenger RNA from Colletotrichum orchidophilum, 1140 nucleotides. Its product is annotated as argininosuccinate synthase. Bases 1 to 1140 code for a protein of 379 amino acids. The transcript has 21 exons. Gene Ontology annotation, molecular function: argininosuccinate synthase activity; ATP binding. Gene Ontology annotation, cellular component: cytoplasm. The record is from RefSeq and is a predicted model, not a curated record. Gene Ontology annotation, biological process: L-arginine biosynthetic process; urea cycle. NCBI's taxonomy places the organism in Eukaryota, Fungi, Ascomycota, Sordariomycetes, Glomerellales, Glomerellaceae.
AUGGCUGGCGAGAAAGGAAAGGUCUGCUUGGCCUACUCGGGUGGUCUCGAUACCAGCACGAUUCUGGCCUGGCUUUUGGAGCAGGGAUACUCUGUCGUCUGCUACCUUGCCAAUGUUGGGCAGGAAGAGGCUCUCCAGAUUGGCGCUGAGAAGAUGAUCAUUGAUGAUCUCAAGCGCGAGUUCGUCGAGGAGCUCUGCUGGAAGGCUGUUCAUCUGGCCCGCCCCAUCAUUGCUCGGGGUCAGAUGAAGGCUGCCGCCGCCACUGGACCGGCAAGGGAGCUCGCUUUCUACACAAUCAACCCCGAGAUCAAGGUCAUUGCUCCGUGGCGCGAUCCUACCUUCUUCAACCGUUUCCAGGGACGCAACGAUCUCCUCGACUACGCUGCCGAGAAGGGUAUCCCCGUGACCAGCACCAAGGCCAAGCCUUACUCCAUGCACAGCACCCAGCUGACAUGGAAAGCCCACUGCUCGUACGAGGCUGGCAUGCUCGAGGACCCUGAUGUCACCCCUCCCGAGGACAUGUGGACCAAGACAGUGUCUCCCCUCAAGGCACCCGAUACCCCUCUUGACAUCACCAUCCACUUUGACAAGGGCAUUCCUGUCAAGGUCAUCACCCCCCAGCAGACCGCUACCGACGCCGUCGAGCUGUUUGGUCUGCUCAACGCUAUUGGCAAGGAGCACGCCGUCGGCCGCAUUGACAUUGUCGAGAACCGUAUGAUCGGCUUGAAGAGCCGUGGAUGCUACGAUUCCCCGGCCAUGACCAUUCUUCGUCUGGCUCACAUUUCCCUCGAGGGCUUGGUCAUGGACGGAAGGGUUCGUGCCCUGCGCGACUUGCUGUCCAAGCAGUGGUCCGAAUUGCUCUACAACGGAUCCUACUUCAGCCCCGAGCGCGAGUUCUUGCAGCCGAGUCUGGACCACUCCCAACAGCGUGUCAAUGGCGAGGUUCGCCUCCGCCUGUACAAGGGCAACGCGUACUGCUUGGGCCGCAAGUCCAACGAGAAGCUCUACUCCGAGGAGGAUGCCUCCAUGGACUCACUCACGACUUUCGACCCCUCCGAGACGUCUGGCUUCAUCACCAUCAACGCUAUCCGCCUCAAGAAGUUUGGUCUCCAGAAGGCCGAGGCUGGUAUCGAAUUCUAG